ACGAUUGCAUGAAUUGAAGGACACAUUACACACAUUCGUCCUCCUUAAAAUCCACUAUGAAUCCUCUUUGGAAUAGUACCAAGCUCUGUUCCCUGACGCAUUUGCAUGUGCACAAAUUUGCCCAUGCCGGGUUAUUGCAAAGACAGCCUAUACAGUUAGCGACAGUUAGGAAUGGUUCCAUUCUAGCCUCCAUAAAAAAAAAGUUUGCAAGAGACGUGCCGCCGCCAUCCCCUAGACAAGACAAUGUCUCGACCACACAUCAUGGAUAUAAACGUAUUGAUGAAUAUAAAUGGAUUGAAGAUAUCAACAAUGGGGCUGUAUGGGAGUUGAUUCAGAAGGAGAAUGAAUAUUCAAAUCAUAUGUUGAAAAGCACAUCGUUUUUGCAAAGAGUAUUACGCAGAGAGAUGCAAAAGAUACUACAUACACCAAAGCUUCUUCCUCCAUUAUCAACACGAGCACAUGGGUACGAAUACUACUCCAAGACGUCAAAGGCGGGAAUGGUGUACUGUCGCAAGCUGAUUGGGCAUACUCAAGAGGAAGUUCUGCUUGACUCCAAGUAUCUCAGAAUGACAAAUUUAUCAAUACGCAAAGUGCUAUUGUCGCCGAAUCACAGCAUUUUCGCAUAUCAAACAGAGAGGGAAGGAGAGGAAGUUGGAAAUCUUCAUUUCAAGGAUCUCUCUGGCGCCAUGAAUUUAAAGGGCGAUAUUUUGGAAGAUAUCUUCAAUUUUGUUUGGGCUAAUGAUAACAAGACCGUGUAUUACACUGUCACUAGUGACCAACUUCGGCCAAACAAGGUUUACGCGCACAUAGUUGGAACUUCUCAAGAAGAAGAUAUUCUCAUUUAUGAAGAUAAAGAUGAAACAACAUUUGUAGACAUUUCUAGCACAAAGGAUAUGAAAUAUAUCACGAUAAAUGCAAACUCGCUAUCUUCUUCGGAAGUCCGGCUAAUAGAUGCCUUACAUGAUUAUUCGGAAGGCCUCCAACCCUCAUUACAGCUGGUACAAGGACGCAAAGAGAACUUGGAGUAUUUUGUUGAUCACCAUGACAACCAGCUAUAUGUUCUAACAAACGCUGGAGAUGCCAAAAACUUUAAGCUAGUCACAGCUGGUCAAGACAAGCCAGAUAUGCAACAUUGGAAAGAUUUGAUUACAGUAUCUGCGACCGAGAAAAUAGAGGACGUUGAUCUGUUUAAAAAUCGCAUUGUACUAUAUGGAAGACGCGAUGGGUUACCUAUGAUACUUUGUUACGACUUGAAGACGGGAACCAAGCUUGAAGUAGAGUUACCCGAACGGUUUUGCAUCGUCCAUCCCGGAACAAACUUAGAUUUCGAUACAAAUACUUUUAGAUUUUCUGUUACAUCGCCAUACGAGCACGAAUCAACUUGGGAAUACAAUAUGGAUAAGCAGACGCUUCGAUCCGUGCGAGUGCACCCCAUCCAUAAAUUCGAUAGAAAGAAGUAUACCUGCUCGCAAAUACAUGUCGAAUCACAUGAUGGAGCCCAGGUUCCUGUAACCUUACUGCAUCAGAAAGACCUCAAGCUGAAUGGAAAAAACCCAGUGUUGAUGCGUUCCUACGGAGCAUACGGUAUAACGACCGAUCCGGAUUUCCGAAUAGAAAACUUUUCCCUCUUGGAAAGAGGAUGGGUGAUUGCAUUACCCCAUGUCAGAGGUGGAAGUGAGCUUGGCCGAGACUGGUAUGAGAAUGGCAAGCUUCUCCACAAGAAAAACAGCUUCCAAGACUUUAUUGCUGUUGCUGAGCAUUUGAUUGACAAAAACCUCACAUCACCCAAACUGUUAGCAGCCAUGGGCACUAGUGCAGGUGGAUUACUAGUGGGUGCUAUGGUUCACAUGAGACCAGAGUUGUUCAAAGCGAUCGUGCUUCGAGUUCCUUUUGUAGAUCCUCUUUCGGCCAUGCUUAAUCCUGACCUUCCGCUGACUCAAGUUGAAUAUCCAGAAUGGGGCAACCCGACUGACGAUAAAGCAGAUUACGAAAACAUCGCCAGCUACUCACCAUACGAAAAUAUUAUUGGCACCAGUGCAAGUAGCUAUCCUUCUGUGCUAUUGACGGGUGGUCUUAAAGACCAGAGAGUUCAAGUGUCUCAACCCCUAAAGUACAUAUCAAGGCUCCGGCGAGAAAUAGAGCAUAAAGGCGCUGUAGCAUUAUGUCGAAUUGACACCGAUCGUGGUCAUUUCGGAGGAGGUGGGGAGCAGGAGGCUCGAUUAGACGAAGCAGCCGAAGAACUAGCUUUCCUCAUAUCAAAUGUACAAAAGUAGAAGAUUAUAGAAAGCCAUUGUUGGUGUGAUUAUAUUACAAUUGAAAUAU
Molecule: messenger RNA, 2322 nt
Organism: Umbelopsis ramanniana AG
Lineage: Eukaryota; Fungi; Mucoromycota; Umbelopsidomycetes; Umbelopsidales; Umbelopsidaceae
Exons: 13
Coding region: 57-2273 (738 amino acids)
Biological process (GO): proteolysis
Molecular function (GO): serine-type endopeptidase activity
Source: RefSeq, a predicted model, not a curated record